AUGAGGCAUUAUUAAUAGUCUAAUAGACAAUUUAGGAAUCAAAUAUAGUAUGUUAAAAAUAGAUUGAAUUCUAAAAAAUGGGUAGAUAAGCUUUUUGACUUUGAGUUCCACAAUAAUAAAGUGAAAAAGGGACAGCUUAUUAAUUCCUAUAUAUUAGAGAAUCUGUAAUAAUUGGAAGUAUAUUUAUGAAAUACUACAUAUAGGAAUAAAUUAAAGCAUAUAAAUUAAGAAUGAAUUACUCAAGGUCACACUUGAUUAAAUAUUCAGAAGGAUAAAAUGGGAUGAUAGUAUUAUUGAAAGUUACCUAUUUAGAUUGUAGAUUAAAAAAAUAUAGAGAAAAUUUUGGAAAGAAUACAAUUCAAGCAAAUAUAAAGUUUUGAGGAUUUUACAUUAAUUCAGGAAUUAGAGAAGAUCAUCAUCAUCAUCUUUUGUAGUAAAGUUAGAUGGUAUUAUUUACAUUGUUGGAUAAAUAAUUGA
Messenger RNA from Paramecium sonneborni, 477 nucleotides. The record is from the annotation of a GenBank genome assembly. Lineage: Eukaryota; Ciliophora; Oligohymenophorea; Peniculida; Parameciidae.